Molecule: messenger RNA, 1659 nt
Organism: Chelmon rostratus (copperband butterflyfish)
Lineage: Eukaryota; Metazoa; Chordata; Actinopteri; Chaetodontiformes; Chaetodontidae
Product: OCIA domain-containing protein 1
Exons: 8
Coding region: 116-829 (237 amino acids)
Cellular component (GO): endosome
Source: RefSeq, a predicted model, not a curated record
UGUUAGCUAGAGCGAUGACAUUGUACCAAACAGAGAAGUCAGACCACCGAGUCGCUUGUAGUCUGUCAUUUCACAUGCUUUGAAAGCUUUAAUUAGCACUGACAUUGCCUUCAACAUGUCGUCCACCACCACAGGUUUUCCAGAGGACCAGCAGCGCAGAGGAGGACAGGGGCCAGUGCGCUUGGAGUACAUCCCCACAGAAGAAGAGAGGAAAGUGUUUGAAGAGUGCAACCGCGAGAGCCUUUGGUACAGGUCGAUGCCCUUCUCUGUGGUCAGCAUGGCCAUCACUCAAGCCCUAGUUGCCAGAGGGAGUCUGUCUGCAUCUCCCAGGUUUGGAUCUCUACCCAAAGUGGCUUUUGCGGGCUUCUGUGGCUACUUGGUUGGGAAGUUAUCAUACAUGAAGACGUGCCAGGAGAAGUUCAAGAGGUUGGAGAACUCCCCUCUUGGAGAGGCCCUCAGACAGAGGACAGGGCUGCUUCCACAAUAUUCCAAGGGUGCUCAGUCAGAUCUGGAUGACCCAGACACCCCGUCCUUUGAAACCAUGUUCCAGCCAGCCGAAGCCCCCAGCCAGAAAAGCUACACGACAGAGUCACCAGUUCAAAUGGGCAAAUCAGAUGACUUCAGUGCUCCAGUUGAGUCAUACAUGGAUGAAGAGGAGCCCAGGAGGAAGGCCAUCUUCUAUGAGGACCUGAGGCUCAAGAACAGAGAGAACUACGAGGUCACGCUAACUCAGAAGGCUGAGACACUGCUCAAAACAUCACCUGAGAAGGAACCAAAAAGACCCAAGAAAGAAAUGAAAAACAUCUAUGGAGACACCUGGGAGGAAUAAGUGCUUAUUUGUAAUAAAGAUGUAAUCUGUGCUUGGCAUCACUGACACUGCAGAACAGAGUGGCACUAUUGCUCCAGUGGGGCUUAGCUCUUGUACAGAUUUCUGAUCAUUAUGUUCUUGCAAGUGAGUGAAUUAAACCAAACGAUACAAGGACUAAAGCUGUCUCUCUCUGCACUUUGAUCUUGAUUUGAAUUUACCUUUCUCAUCUUCACCAGCACAAAGUUUAAUUAGGAAAAAUAAUACUGAAGCUACAUGUUACUGCUAUUGGAGCACAGCUUGAAUGCACGCAAGGUCGUUUGCUCGUGCUGGUUUUUAGAACAUGGGCAUUCAUGAAUAACACCAUAAUGUUUUCUGCUGGUCUCAACAGCAUUGGUUUUUGGGGCAUGUAACUAUAUUAGUGGUUCAAAAACUGAAAACAACAUGACAGUGGUAAAAAUUUUGUAAAGCAAAAAAUGGAUUAAAGCUCCCAAAACUUAACUGAAAAAGACAAAUUAUGAAUGUUAGUGAAGUAGGAGACUUCUUUUUUCAGUAGUUUAAACAUGCAAUGACAAUUUUCGUAUCAAUAUGGAUCAAAAUGGAUUUUUCAGUGACGGACGGGGAGUAGUUUUAUGUGUCUUAAUUCAUGUCUGGAGGGGGUCUUUAAAUAUAUUCAGAUACUUUGUACAUACAGUUUUUGUGGUUAAAUUUUUUGCACUCGUGUGUUUGAUUGCUUGACCAUGACAGGAUGUAAUCAGUCUUGUGCCCAUGUACAGGUAUACUUUGCCCAUUGUGUUAUGCCUGAUGAAGACCCUGCAGGGGACAAUAAAGUUUUGUGGGAGCUUCAAUCCAUU